Molecule: messenger RNA, 2673 nt
Organism: Saccostrea echinata
Lineage: Eukaryota; Metazoa; Mollusca; Bivalvia; Ostreida; Ostreidae
Exons: 3
Coding region: 1-2673 (890 amino acids)
Biological process (GO): protein polyubiquitination; negative regulation of translation; proteasome-mediated ubiquitin-dependent protein catabolic process
Molecular function (GO): translation repressor activity; zinc ion binding; ubiquitin protein ligase activity
Source: RefSeq, a predicted model, not a curated record
AUGAACGAUGUGAUUCUGUUUCAUGUACUGAGAGAAAUUCAAAUCAUAGGGACAGUAAAAACACAAGCUACACCAUUGGUACACAGAUAUAUAACACUGAAAGGUCUUAGACAAGUAACCCACAUUUCCCAGGUGACAUCAGACCAAGUUUGGAUUAAUGACGAUGGAACUCUUAUUUUGACGAAUACAGAAGGUGACACACUGCAUCAGCUGACAGAUGUAGAAAAGUAUAAGUGUGGGAUACACACAACUACUAUUUCCUGUGAUCUUAUUUAUAUAGACGACUACCAUAACAUUAACAAGUUUUCUAUAGAUAACAAAACAAAAUCUAUACUAAUAAAAAGAACAGCACCAUGGAGAAGACAGUGUGUGUAUUGCUCCCCCUCUAAUGGAGAUCUGCUAGUAGCGAGUACAACUCCAUAUACAGCCAAGGUAACACGGCAUGAUGACACAGGGCAACACAUACAGACAAUACAGCAUUUCAAUGGUCAGGAACUAUAUGGUUUACCUGCCUACAUAACAGAGAACCGUAAUGGAGAUAUCAUUGUGUCUGACUGGAACAGGUAUGCUAUAAUGGUAACAGAUCGAGAAGGAGUGUACCGCUUCGUGUAUCCAGAACCCUCCUCAUCAUCGAAGGUAGAACUAUAUGGAAUUUGUACAGACGCACUUUCAAACAUUCUGGUGUCUGAUCCUAGUACCAGCGCAGUGCAUAUGAUUGACAAAGAUGGACAGUUUCUUUCACUGAUACAAACACGAAAACUAGGCAUAGGUGGAGCAAAGGGCCUCAGUUAUGACGAAAAAAAUCACCUUCUCUGGAUUGGAUCGGAGUUCAACAACAGAGUGUGUGUUUACAGAUACAUAGACAGACAGGACUAUCUGACAGAUCAUUGCAACAGUAAUCAGAAACAAGAAUUUCAAAAUUAUCAGACCAUUCAAAUAAUGGACAAACCAGAAGUCAGCACCGAAUGUAAAGUUCGACAGGGUUCUCAAUGUCAGGGGGACACAGAAUUCUACUGUAACACGUGUAAACACGAACUGUGUAUACAGUGUAAAGAGAGACAUGUUAUUGAUCUAGAUACUAUAUACCAUGAUGUUGUAAUUUACCGUGAGAAAUAUGAAUACAUCCCAAAACAAGAGACCUGUGUGAGACAUUCAGGCAGAAUUCACCAUUUAUAUUGUCAGUCGUGUGAACUUCCUAUUUGUCUGCAAUGUAAAGGACACAAAAAACACCAUAUACUAGACAUAAGAACAGCAUAUAAAACAAACCGUCAACAAAACAAAGAAAUUAUUCAAAUCAUCAGGAGCCAGACUCUCUACAACAGCUGUUUUCUACUGGCAGGAAUAAAAACUGAUAUAAAAACUUGUCACACAGAAAUUUCAAAUCGUCAAUCAGAGAUGUCAGUAAAAGCCCAGAGACUUAAGAACCUCAUUCAAAAUAUAUUAUAUGAUGUUAAAAUCAGAUACGCGAGUUAUAUGAUGAAUAGACUAAAACAACAAAAGAGAAAAAUGAACAGACACCUCACAAGCAUAGAGAACUAUGAACACAGAUCUGAACAAUCAGCAAACAGACCGGUUAAAUUCCUCUUAUUCCUGAACAAGCCCCGUUUUCUUAAAAUAAAGGACACCCCUCAUCUUACACAGCACGCUCUCCUCUCUCUGGUUGAGGAAAUCAACAAGAAAGAUGUGGUUAAGUUAGGAGAAAUCCAAAUCACAGAAAGAGGAAAAAGAGAAGUAAGAAAUGAAAGUCUAUUGAAACUGAUGUCUACACCAGUGUUACAGAAAUCAGUGGAGGUUACAGGUGUUAGAGGUGUAGAUCACCUGUCCUUUGUCACCUCAGACCAGGUCUGGGUCAGUGAUAUGUACAACAAUCUCAUCUUGACAAACACAGCAGGUGACAGGUUAUAUCAUCUGACAGAUAGAAGUGGCAGUGGCUAUGGGGGGUUAUAUACAGUGAAUGGUAUAUCCGAUCUUAUUUAUGUAGACGAGGAUCGAAACAUAACCAAACUCUCCAAAGAUAAGGGAACCAAGUAUAUACUUAUAAAGUACACAGAACCAUGGAAACCACGCUGUAUUUAUUGCUCCCCCUGCAAUGGUGAUAUACUGGUCGGAAUGCGAAAUGCGGAUUCCGAUACAGCCAAGGUAUCACGAUACAACGACACAGGUGAACUCUCACAAACAAUACACCACAACAACUCAGGUCAGGAACUGUAUGGUAUACCUAGAUACAUUACAGAAAAUCGCAAUGGAGAUGUUAUUGUGUCUGACUAUUACUUUGAAGCUAUAGUGGUCAUAGAACGUGAAGGAAAACACCGUUUCUCCUACACGGGACCUCCAGUAGGACCACGAGUAGCACCACGUGGAGUCUGUACGGACGCGCUGUCACAUAUCCUAGUGUGUGAUUAUAACACUAACACAAUUCAGAUGAUUGACAAGAACGGACAAUUCCUGUCAUUGAUAUUGACAGACCAACAAGAGGAGCCAUAUAGCCUGGGUUAUGAUGACAGGGCUCACCUUCUCUGGGUUGGAUCAAACAGGAACAACAGAGUGUGUGUUUACAGAUAUAUUGAGAGGCAUGACCAUCUCACAGGUAAUUCUAAUUACGAGGGUUGUUCGAAAAGUUCGUGGACUUCUGUCAUAUCUUUUAUACUUAAUGCCAUAUUAUAUUCAAAUUAG